Molecule: messenger RNA, 7726 nt
Organism: Condylura cristata (star-nosed mole)
Lineage: Eukaryota; Metazoa; Chordata; Mammalia; Eulipotyphla; Talpidae
Gene: C2CD3
Product: C2 calcium-dependent domain containing 3
Exons: 33
Coding region: 63-7091 (2342 amino acids)
Biological process (GO): centriole elongation; cilium assembly
Cellular component (GO): centriolar satellite; centriole
Source: RefSeq, a predicted model, not a curated record
GCGGGAGGGCACUGCUUCGGCGCUGGCGCUGGAAUUGACUUGAAGAAGAACUCGGACUGGUCAUGAAACAAAGAAAAGACCACAGUCCCGGAGGCGGCCGUGGCCGCAAGAAGCGAGGUUUGAGUGACAUUUCUCCAUCUACAAGCUUACCACCUCUGGUUGAAGGCCAGCUACGCUGCUUUCUGAAACUUACUGUUAAUAAAAUUAUAUGGAAGAUUGCAAAGCCUCCUGCCUGUGUACUUGUCCGAGUGAGAUGGUGGGGAGAAACAUCAGAUGGAACUCUCUUUUGUCCCAGGGAUGCAUUGCAGACUGAACCAAAAGCUGUGAGAACAACUACACGUUAUGCUAUUCGCUGUGGUCCAAAGCAGUUUACCUCUUAUCUGACAGAUAUGGCUGUGCUGGUGCUGGAAGUAAUCACCAAAUUCGAUCAUCUUCCCAUUGGUAGAGUUCAGAUCAGUGGACUAGCCCAGCUUUCUCCAACCCAUCACAUCAAUGGAUUUUUUACUAUUGUUUCACCAACAUCUAAGAAACUUGGUGAACUGCAGGUAUCACUUGCCCUGGAGCCUCUGUCAGAAACGUAUGACACCUACAAUCCUCUUCCUACCACUGACUUGACAGAAAAUGUGCUUUUAUCAGAGCAGGGAUGCAGAGAAAAAACUGAACCCAGCAAUAUCCAGUUUCUGGUUCCAUCAAGGCCUCAUGGGAUACCUAGCACCAAAGCUGAUGGGAAAGAGUUAGCAGCCAAUAGUAGUAGAUCAACCACUCCAAGGGGGAAGGACCACUUGUACUUUACAGAGAACUCUGAUGCAAUGAAGGACUCUUUCUUUGGACUUCAGCCCCAUCUUAAUUCAGGACAGAGUUUAGAGUCUAUGACUAUGAAAGACAAAGCUCCACAAAAGCAGAUGUCUCUUCUCAGCAAUUCUGAAUUCCAACCUCAAAUCAGGACAGUUGCCAAAAGUCAGAGUGAUUCAUGUGUUCUUUCUUCAAACAACCCCCCCACCAAGGACCUUCUUUCAGCGCUGUUAGAACAAGGCAAUAAACUGCGUAAUGCCAUGGUGAUUUCCGCAAUGAAAUCAAGCCCAGAUGCUAGCAUGGUUUUGGAUGAAGUUCAACCCUCUAUGAAGGAAGAUUUCCUUAAAGUAUCACCACAAAUCAAAGCCUUGCCGAGGAAUCAAUUGAAAGACCAUGAUGAAGACCAUGUCCUCCUUCCAACUGAGAAUACAUUUUGGAAACAUGACAUAAAAGCUGAUACCAAGGCCAUACAGCUGUUACUAGGCAGUGCUGAACUAGCCCAGGGUCAUUACUGGGAUGGACUAGGCUCGCCUCCAGAUUCCCCAUCUCCUGGGAGUGAUGUGUAUUGCAGCAGUGAGCCAAAUGACCCUCAGUAUGACCAGAGUCUCCUGGAGAACCUUUUUUACACAGCACCUAAAUCUAAUACCAGCUUCAGUGAUUUCUUCAGUGAAAAUGAUGAUAAUGUCCCUUCUAAAAAAAUUAAUAAGUCAAAAUCUCAUGCCAAAUCUCCUAAGGUUCUGGAUUCAAGUGAUCAUAAGCUAAAGAAGACAGAAGUGGGCAAGAAAAAUAGAAAUUUGGUUGAACAACAGAUGCCAUCAGUAGCACUGGAAGAUGCCCAAGUGAUGACACUGAGUGUGGAUAAACUGUCCCUCCUGGGUAGAACGCAGUCAGUCAGAAUCAUCAUCGAAACAAUGGGAGUCCCUCCAGAUAGUCCUCAGGUCACCCUUGGCAAAAAAAGCUUUCCUGGGGGACCACCUAAGCUGACACCAACAAAAAAGCGCACCUUCUUUAUAGAAUAUCAUUUUCCUGUGGGCUUUUCCAAAAGUGGAAUGGGAAAAACAUCUUUGAUCACAGAAGUCGUUCGACUCGCCUCCAGUAAAGUUAUAGAUGGAAGGGUGAAAUUCCAGCAACGAUUUGUAUUUCCAGUACACUUCGGUGGCCCAAUGAUAGAACACUGGUGGAAUUCCAACCUCACUUUCCAAAUUUACACAAAGAAACCCCCACAAAAAAAGCCAGAGGUGACUGGGUCUGCAUCGCUGCCUUUGCGAGCUGUCAUUCAGUCUGAGCUGCUUUCUUUCAGUGACCAGCUUCCAGUGCAGCAGGAAAAUGGUCAGGAUCCUCUUGGCCCCCUCAAGGUAACUGUGGAGCUUAUUCUGGAUAACAAAGAUUUCAAUGGCAUCAAUUCUAACUUAAGUAGUAACACCAGACAUACCCCACUUUCUGCCCUAUCAGAACCUAGCCAGCGUGUUACCUGUAUCAAACAUCCACAGACACGAAAUCAAAUUAAUGAAGAAACUGUAAAGAAAGCAGAGAAUUUAGUGUUCCCCAACCCAAAGUCAUCAAGCCCUGCUCUGCCAGACCCUUUACCCUUCAUGGAUGUGCCAGCUUCCCACAAUUUAAUAAAUCACACAACUGGGUCAACAAAAGAAAGUACUUUGCUCUUGCAUGUGCUAUUGAUGGUACCAGAUGGGAAAGAUUUCAUUACUGGAAAGUCUGAGAAACAACCACCAUGCAAUAUCUAUUUUAAUUGCAAACUCUUCAGCACUGAGGAAGUAACAAGAUCUGUCAUUGCCUGGGGCACAACACAACCAGUAUUUAACUUUUCUCAGGUGAUUCCUGUUUCUCUCUCUUCCAAAUACCUGGAAAGGCUUAAGAACAAUGUGAUGAUAAUUGAAACGUGGAACAAGGUGCGGAGCCCAGGACAGGACAAGCUGCUCGGGCUGGUGAAACUCCCUCUCCAUCAGUUUUACAUGUCAUUCAAAGAUCCCAAGAUUUCUCGCCUGCUGCUUGAUGCACAGUACCCUGUGGUAGCUGUCGACAGCUACAUGCCUGUGAUUGAUGUGUUCUCAGGCCACCAGAAUGGGAGUCUUCGAGUCUUUUUAGCCAUGGGAUCUUCGAAUCAGAUAAUGGCACUACAAAGAUUAAAAAAUGAAGAGGGAACUCUUCCUUCCUUCAGCCCGGGACCAGCUCAUUUCUUGGACCAGCCAUCUACAGCAGCUGUCGCUAUGGUAAAGGACCAAGGAAAUGCAUUGAUGGAACACCACUUUGAGGUCUUUGUAGAGAAAGUUAAAGGACUGGCCCCACUUCAGGCAACAGUCUGGGGAGAAGCAGAUUGCUAUGUCCAGUACUACUUUCCGGUUCAAGACUCACAAUCCAAUGUGCUCAAAGGACCUGAGUUCCUAGAAAAUGGAAUCACUCUGAAGCCCUUCAGAUCUACAACCACACUUUGUAUUCCAGAUCCCAUCUUUAAUAGUGAGCACCAUCAUUCUCUCCUGUUGCCAACUGAAAUUCCAGUGCAAAGACUCCUACUCAGUGCCUUCUCUGCACAGGGGCUUGUACCUGGUGGCGGAGUCCAGUUUGAAAUCUGGUGCAGAUACUAUUAUCCUGAUGUGAGAGACCAGAUGGUCGCCAAAGGAACCUUGCCAUUAUCAAGGAUCUGUGCCAUGGUCACCAUGGAGCACCGUGAGGAUACAGGAAUACAGACCUUUAAUCUCCCUUUAACUCCCAAGCUUGAGAACAGGAGAGAACUGAGGAACCAAUCAUCAGGUUUACUGGAUGUGGGCCUAAGGUACAGGCGCACUGCAAGGACAGCAGAGGGAGUACUUGCUGCCAGAACCGUCUCUCUCUCAGUUCAGAUCAUCAGAGCCUGUGGUCUGCAGGCUGCAGCAGAGACUUUGGCUGAGCAGGAACCGGCUCUACAGUUUAGUGCUACAGUUGGGGUCAAUGCCUUUGUCACCAUUCAUCUCUCCUUCCUGCCCAAGGGAGAACAGCGCCGAACCCGCCCUGUGGCCCGUUCUUUCUGCCCUGAGUUCUCCCAUCACGUUGAGUUCACAUGUAACUUGGUAACUCAGCACUGCAGUGGGGAGACCUGUUUCCUCGCAGAGCUGUUGGAAUUUGCAGAGGUUACUUUUGCUGUUUAUCAUGAGGAUACUAAGUCAGCAAGUGAUAUAACCAGUAUCCAGUCAUUGAAAGAGUAUCUGCUUGGAGUUGUAAAAAUUCCAACCAAAGAGCUUCUGAUGAAGAGAUCUGGGAUCACAGGAUGGUAUCCUAUCAUUUUGCCAGAAGAUGGGACCCUGCCUCAUGGUUUGGAGCUCAUGCAGAAGAUUGUAGGUGGUCUUGAACUUUCUGUUUCUUUCACCCAUCCUGGAGACAGGGAGCGGGUGCUGGAAGCCUCAGAGCUAUUGGGCUGGAGCUUUGACAAUAACCUGAAGGAUCUUAUGAAGAUGGAUGAAAAGGACCCAGCCACUGUCACCAUCUCCACCCCAAGACUCUGGCUGCCCAUCCAUUGUGUGUUGCUUGCCGGCCAGAGGCAUAUUCAUAAGAGCACAUACUGCUAUCUCCGCUACAAGCUGUAUGAUCGUGAAGGUUUUUGGACUCCUCUCAGGAAGCCUAAGGAACUUACAAACAAAAAGCAGGUCACGGUUACUUUCAAGGCAUCCAAAAGAGCAGAAGUCACUAGAAGCCCAUCACUACUUUGGUACUUCAGGGAGGAGAGGUUAGAGAUCCAGGUGUGGCGGGCUUUUGGCAAUGACAGUGUGGAAAGGCCACACCAGACGGACACCUGGAUUGGCUCAGCCUAUGUGGACCUGGCCAGACUUGGGGAGAGGUCAGCAAAGACGCUGACUGUCAGUGGUGUGUAUCCCCUAUUUGGACGAAAUGCUUCCAAUCUCUCAGGAGCUGCCUUGCGAGUUCAUGUGGUUCUGUCUUCUCUUUCCCCACAUCUGGGGCCCACUCAUGAGCUGGACUCCAUGGACUGCAGCAGCCACAGUGAGUCAGAGCAGCUCCCCAGAAGAACUGAUGAGAGCUUGCUGUCUCCUCCACAUGGCCACCAGAAGUCUGCCUCCACCCAGGUCCCCUGCUGCAGCUCCACACCAGAAAUCUGCCCAGCCCCGGAGGGCCCUGCUGAGGAUGGAACUUUUGCAGUCAGUAUCCUGGUAGAAAGAGCCAUGCACUUGAGCUUGAAAGGGAGCCCCUUGACAGAGCGGAAAGUCCCCAUACCCAGUUGUUGUGUGUCCUUUGCAACAGCUGAUGAGUCAUCGCCUGUCUACACCAAAGUGAUUGAAAACACAGAUUCUCCCAUCUGGAAUUUCCAACAGCAGUCAAGGCUAUCAAAAGAGCUUCUGUUGGACUCACAACAAACUCUGGUCUUCAAAGUUUGGCAUAAAGGAGAAGAGGAGAGGGUCAUUGGCUUUGCGUCAGUAGACCUCUCCCCACUUCUCUCUGGCUUCCAGUUCGUUUGUGGCUGGUACAACAUCACAGACUUCAGUGGAGAAUGUCAAGGACAGAUAAAAGUUGCUAUCUCCCCUUUGGAGAGUCUGAUGCACCUCAAAGAAGAAAGGCAAGCAAGACGUGGCAUGGAUAUCCCUGGAUCACUGAUCCCUACAUACAAUCCCUUUUCUUUCCUGGCCUCUGAUGUAUAUACAGCAAUCCCCAGCUGCAUUGCAAGACAAACCCCAGAAAGACUUGUUCACACCUCUUCAAAGGAUCCUGAUUUCUCCUCUGCUGGGAGAAGCACUGCUGCAAGAAGCCAGGUAUCACGCCAUGAAGAGCAUGUGCAGAACAUCCGUCGAUUUCAUGAAUCCCUGCAACAGGGAGAGGCAGUAUUGCUAAGUGAGGACAAACUGACCACAUCGCCUUUGUCCUCCCAGACUUCCAUUCUGACUUCUCUCAGGAGGAAUCUGAGUGAACUGGACCAGAUCCAGAGAUACUUCAACCAGAAACUCACCAAGCCUUUACUUCCACUCAGUCCUCAGAUUCACACCUCCACCUUGCAAAGCCAGGAGAGUCAUAGGGACCAUCCUGGGCCAGGAGUGAGCAGCCUAGACCCUGAGAGUCAGUGCAUCCUGGAGAAAUCCAGUAACCUGGUAUCACAAGUCAGCUCUUUAAUCACAGAUCUGCAGACUGUCACCAGGAAUUCUCAAGCAUCUUUGAGUUCUCACCGAGCCAGGAAUAGAAGCAGAAAGGUCACUACCCUCCCAGAUGCUCAGGACACAGAAGCCAUGCAAGAACAAAGCACAACUCCAGACCUGCCAUUGGCCAGAGCUCCAGAUAAGAGCACAAGCUCCCCACCUCCCCCUUCUCUUAAAGAAACUCUAGGUGAAAGAGCAAUGUUCCAUGAGACCCUGGGGCAUACAGUACCUAUUACAAGGGUGCAGAGUAAUGAGGACACCCAGGCGGACACCCAGGCAGGGCCAGCCUACAGUGAUGAGGACUAUGAAGAAGCCAUCAUUGAGCCUAGGACCCUCAAUGAGAUCACCACCGUAACAGACAAAACUAGCCCUUGGUCCAGUUUUCUGUCAGACACAAGUGAGAUCAUUAACCUUCCGCCUGAUGAGGUUCAGUGGGAAGGCACCUCUAGUCCUCCAGAGUCUUGCCCCAGACAGGUGCUCAAGGGCAGAAGUACCUUUCUGUCCAGCUUAGAAAGGGCUACUAACCCCUACCUGCAUGGUCAGGAUUCUGCUAGCCAAAGUCUUGUUCCAUGUUCAGUUGAAGCCUCCAAGGCCAGGGGUAGAGAUUCUGCCUCAGCAGACCCUCAGCAAAUUCCACCCCUGACACCCCCAGGGACCCAACAGAGCAACGCCUCAGUUGGAUGGAGCUCACCAAAGGCAGAUCAGGACAAGGAACCGGAGUCAGAGGCUCAGGCUGAACAUGAAGCUGUCUCCAGUGAGCUGAGUGACUCUGCUGAUAGCUUCGAGAAUUUUCCUCUGCGCCUAGCCUCUCAGAGCACACGGGAAAACCAUAUGGAAUCAUCCAUCAGCUGCCCUGACAUGAAGCAGAAGCAGGUGACAUCUGGGUCUGAGGUGCCUACGAGACAGAGCUUCCUUCUCCCAGAGCCCAUUGUGGUACCCAACUUCUUCUUGCCUGCCCAGCAGUUGGAGGCCUCCAUGCGGAUGCUCUCACUCUCUGCAACUUUGCCACCACCAGUCACAACAGAGCAGGACAAGAGUGAUACCACCAGGGGAGCCCUGUCCCGAAGGCCUUGUCGUCCCAGACCUAUUCCGCUGCCUCCCAACCUGCCUGAGGAAGAAACUCGUAGGAUCGCAAGGAUAUUUUCUUCCCGGUACUCUCAGAAAGACUAAGGCAGCCCAAGAGACGGGGUAGGAUACACCUGUCCACCUCCCUCUGCCCUAUUUGACUCACAGGAGGCACCAGCUCUGCUUCCCUUGGGGCUUCCAGAACCCUGAAACCACCACCAGCCUAGUCUGCCGACACUUGAGACCCAGUCAGCCCAGACCGGAGGCGCGUCCCAAAGCAGCCCAUUGUCCACCUGCCAGCAUCUCCCUGGCAGGAGAUGAUGAGACAAAGGCUAGAAAACAUGAUUCCAGCACCCAGGUGACCCACCCAUCUUUUGGUCAAGCGAACUAAGCAGUCAUCUUACAGCUGAGAAUUUCUCCCAGUGUCCAUGACAGCCACCGCCUUCUGCCCACCCUCUGCCUGAGAGAUGGGCCAUUUUUGCCUUAAGGUUUGGGGGAGGGGAGGGGUCGAGGCAUGAAGAUUGUGUGCAUUGUACAUACACGAGGAAUCUUCAGGCCACCUCCAGUUCAUUUGCCUGGGAGUAGGAUAUUUUAUAGAUGUAAAUUAUUUUUAUGCCGUGUUGAAGUAAUCAGUAGGAGAGGAGGGGGAAUCACCUCCUUCAAACAUUUUAUCUGAUUGUCUGAAAAUUCUAACCAUGCUUUUAAUUUAUUAUUUUUACCCAGCUCUGAAGGUCAUUGUU